This is a messenger RNA of Musca vetustissima, 1446 nucleotides long. RefSeq lists its product as uncharacterized. Lineage: Eukaryota; Metazoa; Arthropoda; Insecta; Diptera; Muscidae. The coding region runs from base 1 to 1446 and encodes 481 amino acids. The record is from RefSeq and is a predicted model, not a curated record. The transcript is spliced from 4 exons.
AUGACAAACAAUAAUAGAUGGUGGCUGAUGAUAGUGGUGCUCAUCGCUGCUUUAAUUGCGACACAAAGAGUUAAUGCAUUGGAAUGUUAUGCCUGUGAUUCGAACGAAGAUCCAGAAUGUGCCACAAAACCCGGUAUUCAGCUCCCAGUCGAAGAAUGUCCUACUGAAAAUGAUGAAUGUGUUCAAACUGUGGUCUCGGGUAUAACUCGACGUGGUUGCUUAUCUCGCCUCUUUCCCAGCCGUUAUUGCCCAGAACCUUGUGAGCGCUGUAAAAAGAGUCUCUGCAAUCGUGACAUUUUUCCACAGGAUCGUCUAAAGUGCUACCAAUGUUCGGGAGCUGAUUGUGUAAAUGUGGCGAACUAUACCCAAUAUCUGAUGCCCUGCCCAGUCUAUAAUGUAAACGAUCGUUGCUUUAUGAAAAUCAUGCACAAGAAUAACGUGCAACGUGGCUGUGAAUACUCGAUUGCGGAUGCUUCAACCUGUCCUAAUUCCUGCAUCAAAUGUAAUCGUGACGGAUGUAAUAAUGAACCUGGUGUUUGGAAACAAAGUUGCUUGCUGUGUUCACAUACAUUUGCCAGUCCCGAUCCAGCAUGUUGGCGUGGUCAAGAUCCAAUGGCGGAUAAAUGUACAGCAUCUUCUACGGUGUAUUGCGAGAACAAUAAUUUGUAUGGCGAGACAGCAAAAUGUUAUACCUACAUCAAUGAGCAAACGGGUGUUGUGCAACGUGGCUGUUCCUCAAAUAAACCAUUUUUUCCAACUGGAACGCUUACCGAAUGCUAUGGAGAGAAUUGCAACAACAAGUGCCUGACCAUAUCAUGUAAUAUAUGUUCUUCCAAAGAUGAUCCGAAAUGUGUGGAGGGCAAUUAUCUGUAUCCCACUAAAUGUUCGGAAGGAACGAAUUCUUGUUACUCCUGUGAAAAUGGCAAUCACAUCCGAAGAGGUUGUGCCGAUAAAGAAUUUUUUGCCACACGCCAGCCCAAUGAGGUCUGUUAUUAUUGCAGUAAUUCGACACAGACUGGCUGUAAUCGUUUUCCAGUACGCACCUGUUAUUCUUGCUCUUCACUGGACGAUGAAGAUUGUGCCGAGAUGAUGACCCCUGAGAUAAUAGAUCAACUUAAUUGUUCGUCGCAAGAAGAUGUCUGUGUAAGUACCGUUGUUACCAAAUUGCAAUUGACCUAUGUACUACGGGGAUGUGCUUCACAUUUGGCAGAAUGUACCGAUAACGAUCCUUUGUGUGUUCGCUGCAAUGGCAGUUUGUGUAAUGACGUUCCUAUUGAUUUGUCGACUUACGUGCGACGAAAGCAAAUAUCAGUGGAAGUGGAUGUCAAAGUCAAAGGAGAAGCUGUAAUGCAGCAGUUGAGCGUAGCCGUCGAUUUUGUAGUAGUUCAUCCGGGAGUAUGUCCUCACUUUGCUCUUUCGGUACAAUCUGUCCACUUGGUCGAAUAG